Molecule: messenger RNA, 1695 nt
Organism: Fusarium verticillioides 7600
Lineage: Eukaryota; Fungi; Ascomycota; Sordariomycetes; Hypocreales; Nectriaceae
Exons: 2
Coding region: 235-1695 (486 amino acids)
Source: RefSeq, a predicted model, not a curated record
AUGAGAUGCAGGUGAAAUGAGCAGCUGAAGCGGCAGAUCGCCAGCGGUUCGCCAGUAUCAGCAGACUGGACGCCUUCAGCUUUCAUUUCCCGACCCUCCAGACCAUAUAUACAGACGAUUCCGACAUGAAAAACGCCGGCUCGUCUGUAUAAUACCCCCAAUCAGCCCCAUAAGCCUCUCGUCUCAUGCGCCGAGCCGCCAGUCAGCCUUCUGAGACGCUAACGCUCCGCACACAUGGAUGAGAUAUACCACAAGAUCGCCGAGUUCAAUUCACGGCGAAUCGUCCAAACACAUGACGUCCUCUCGUUCAAGUAUAGUGAGCUUUGGAGCAGGGAUGAUACUGGCAUUGUCGACUACCAUGAAGGAGUCACUACAAUACCUGAUGUCGCCUCCUGGCUGGCCAUGGAGACGCGAACAGGAACAACAGGACCAGAGUCACUAGUUCUGCGCCUGAUAUGGCCCAAGUUCAUCCUCGACGACAACUGCGUUGAGCUUCCCGAAGAUACCAAGAAUCAGGUUUUAGACAAGUUUGGUCUUGAGCUUGCAUAUAAUUACUUCUCGAGUUGUGUCGCUGGCGUCAAUGCCUUUCCUGAGAUUGUUAAGUCUGAAGCAAGCCAGCAGGCCUACACCUUUUGCUAUGCGCCUAAACUUGCGUCUAUAUGGUCACAUACUCGCUUCAGGCCACCUUAUUUGCGACCAGGUGUCACAUAUGGCAUGAUUCUGGCUGGCGAUAAAGAGCAGCAUUAUUUGAAGAAGCUUCUCAAGAGCAAAAGCAAAUGGAGCCUCAGCACAGCAAGUCAUGCCAUGUUUCCUGCAUUCCUCUUUGCUUUCAUGUUCCAUGGAGAGAUUGAGGUAACGCAGAACAACAUGAAGCCUGGCAUCCAACAGAUAGAAGCGCGGACAGGGUACUCAGACUUCAAGACUGAACGGAAACAUAUCGCGGCUGGUGAGCUAGGCACACUGAGCGCACAGAUGAGCGGAUUCGCAGUCCGCCUAGCGAGUACAGAGAGGAAGGAUAAGACGCUACAGAAGCUUCUCGAGUUUGUCCAGCAACGGCUAGGCCUUGGCCAAAGCUCGAACCCUGAAGCAGACGAGCUGAUGAAGAACCAUGUCGGCGUUCUCCAGAAACGGUUGAUGAUGCAGGCCAUGGACAGGGAGUAUACCUUGAAGAGAGUGCAAAUCCAAAUUGAUGUGUUGAAUAAUCUCAUAUCAGAGAACUACAGCCUCUCCAACUACAUCAUCUCCAUAUCCACUCUUCGCGACGCUGCCUCCAUGAAAACACUGGCGUUUGUGACAAUGUUCUUUUUACCGGGAAGUUUCAUUUCAGCUCUCUUCUCGACCGAUCUCUUCGAUUGGGAUAGUGUGCAAGGUGACGGGGGAGAUAUCGGGGUCAAAACCAAACCGCAGUUUCGGUUAUACUGGGCCGUCACCAUACCGCUCACCCUCAUCACGUUUAUUCUAUAUUUUAUGUGGGCUGAGUUCUCCAGCUUUGAUCGGAGCCAAAGAAGAGAGCGUAGAAGAUGGGGCUUUCCCAGAACUGAGAGCAUGAAGGCUCAAGAUGAAACCCGGUCACCAAUGCAAGUACUGAAAGACCAACGCGAACGUGUUAGUGAGGCGUAUGCGAUGGCAAAGAGGAGACAGACUGUCUUUGGACAAGGUGAUAAAGAUGAAUCAAUAGGUGUAAGGAAUGAAUAG